UUUGUCGCCAUUGGUCGCCAUUUGUUCGCUUUAAACGGACGGCGGAACCGCGGAUCGCACACUCUCGGUUAGCAUGGCUGCGGAAGCUGGGGUUUUGCAUGAUCAAGACCACAGGUUCAAUUUUGCUCUCAGCCAGCAUCAAGAUGGGCACCACAGUCACCCCACAUCGUCUCAGGUUGAGGACGAAAGGCGGGCUGACUCUCCUGCACACCGGAUCUCAGACAGGUGGUCUGGCACAACAAAAGAUUUUCUUUAUGAUGGCUCCUCUGAUAGCUGAGUAUGAUCGGCACAUGGAUGAAAUGACUGAGCAGCUGCAGAGAUACCAGGCGCUGAUGACUGAUGUCAAAGUGAAGUUGGAGAGGGUGGUCAAAGAGAAUGAAAGGCUGCAUGCUGAGCUGAGGGAGUCUGUUGAGAAGCAGCUGCACGCUCUGCCAGUGGCGUCGGCAACGGAGGGGAUCACACUGGAGGGGGAGGCAGUCAUCAGAAACCUCCAAGAACAGGUCCAGCUGUCGGAACAGGAGCGGGUGCAGGCCAUGGAGCUGUGGCAGACGGCAGCCCAGGAGCUGGACCGCCUCCAGCACCUCUACCAGAGAACCGUCUCGGACGGACAGGUCCACGAUGCUCAGAGACAGCAGCUCAAGGAUCAGCUUGUCCAGUUCCAGCAGCAUUCACACAAACUCCAAGUCGCCAAUCAGAAACUGGAAUCGACAAACCAGCAUUUGCUGAAGACAGUGACAGAGCAAAGCACAGAGAUGGAGGAGCUACACAGUCAGCUCGGGCAAGCCAAGGCUGAACUGAGAACAGCCACAGCCAGAGUGGAUGAGAUGACCAAGUUACUGCAGAAUGUCCAGAACCAGAUGCAUAGACAGGAGGAGGAUGUGGCAGACGCUCAGGGCCGAGAGGAUGCGGCAGACAGACGUAUCCAACAGCUCCAGACGGGCUUGAGCCAGCUAGAGGCCAGGCUGAAGGCUACAUCUCAGGAAGCAGAGUCCUUUCGCAGAGAGCAAACUGUGUGGGAGAGAAAGUUGGGGGAAUUCCAGGCGCGUUGCACAACCGUAGAAGAAGAGAAGUAUGAGGCCCUGGCCAAAGUCAGAGAGAGUGUUCAGCUGGCUGAAGAGGCUGCACUGCAGAAGGACCAGGCCUUGUUAAGAGAGAAACAGAGGAUAGAAGAGUUAGAGAAUGCAAAGGAGGCCAUCAAACAGCUGAUCCAGGACGCCGCACUCCGCACCAGAAAGGAGGUAGAAAAUGUGCGCAAGCAGUGCAACGCUCAAAUUCACCGAAUGGCAGAGGAGCUGUCUGCACUGCAGCUGGAGUGUGCAGAUAAAGAGUCUCAGAUUGAAAGGUCCCUGCGAGAGCGAAAAGCUGCAGAGGAGGAACUGGAGAAGGUGUAUAAGGAGGGCAGGGCAGAGCCAGAGUUCAGGAAGAUUGAUGCUCUUCAUCAGAGGUGUCUGAAUGCAGAGAGGAUGAAGGAAGACAUGAGACUCACUCUACAAAGCACCCAGAACAAAGUCAAAAAGAUGGACAUGGACCACAGCGAGGAGCUGUCCCGGUGCCAGGAGGAGGUGCGGCGGCUGCAGGGCUCUCUAGCGCAAGCCCGGGAGAACUGUGUUGGUGUCAGUGAUGAGCGGCUCCAUCUGCAACAGGAAAACUUGCAGCUCCGCAGGGAGAUGGACGACCUGCGCAAAGCCACCCUGCUGGUCCAAAAGAAGGCCAAACAACAGGUGUCACAGAUGGAGCACGAGUACAGCCUGAAGGAACAGGGACUUGACGUUCGGGUGAGGGAGCUGGAGGAGAGCAGCCGAGGCUCCACUUCUGAUCUGACACGCCUCCUUACAGCACAGCAGAAAAGCACUCAGCGUUGGAAGGAAGAGGCCAAGAACAUGGUCCAGGCCUUCGAGACUAAAAUCGCAGGCCUCAAGGUAGAGCUGAAUCGGCAGAAGCAGCGUUCACAUGAGCUAGAGAUGCAGCUUGAAACUGAUCAUAAUACCAUUGCUGAGUAUGAGAGACAGCUCACAGAGCAUCAAGAGAAGUCGAGUCGACUCCAGAGACGACUGACACAAGUUGAACAAAGGGCAACUACUGCUACACAGCAGCUGAGUAUACUGGCAUCGCAAAGAAGGAAAACGGCCUUGGUUGAUCCAGAGACUGUGUAAUGUUUGUGUCACUGUACUAUUGGCCAUGUGUUUGAAGCACUUCGUUCUUUUUGUUAAUAUGAUGUCAUGGUUUAGCCAAAAGCAUAAGACAGCAAUGCUGUUGUUAGUGGUGAUGAAACUAAUGUUGUUCCAGAAGGUAUACUGGAGCAUUGUAUUAAAUAUAAAUGUCUGAUAUGUAGAAUAAAUUAUUACCUUUUUUAUAAUUGCAAAAUAAACCACCUAUUGUAGGUCCUGAA
Scophthalmus maximus (turbot) is the source of this 2389-nucleotide messenger RNA. It is a transcript of the gene sclt1, whose product is annotated as sodium channel and clathrin linker 1. The coding region runs from base 99 to 2153 and encodes 684 amino acids. The transcript is spliced from 22 exons. Lineage: Eukaryota; Metazoa; Chordata; Actinopteri; Pleuronectiformes; Scophthalmidae. Gene Ontology annotation, cellular component: centriole. The record is from RefSeq and is a predicted model, not a curated record. Gene Ontology annotation, biological process: cilium assembly; clustering of voltage-gated sodium channels.